UUAGUUUAAUUAGAAUUGUCUAUAAGUUUAUAUAGACUAGAUCUACCAUUCAUUGAAAAAAUUUGUCUAGCCUAUGUAUAUGUACGUACGUAGAUCUGGUAUCUAUAAUUUUUCUAUCAGCAGCUCUAUACAUGGGGAUCUCUGUGGAGUUGUGGAGAGCUCGCAUUGGGCUAUUCAGUGGUGGGAAGGGAUCGCGACCACACAGUAAAGCUCCCUCGACAAAACAGCAGCCUCUACACUUCAGUGAUACAGUGGGUACUACUGCGAAAGUGGUUCAAGGAGGAUUGCUUUUAUUAUAUAUUCUCACAUUUCUGAGCUCUCAAGAUAAAAAUAAAUUCCUAAAAAAUACAAGGAAUGUUGGUCUCCUGGUGAUAUCGAUUGUUGUGUUGCUCCACUCUCUUGCCCACCUCUUGGCGUUAGCUGGAGACAUUGAGAGCAAUCCUGGGCCUCAAAUGGAUGAAGUUCUGACUCUUGGCCAUCUAAAGGACGCUUGCAGCAAGCUGUUCAAGGCUCGUACAAAAUGGUUCAAUAUUGGGCUAACUCUCAAAGUCGAUCACGACACUCUUACUGCUAUUCAGAAGCAGUCAAGUGACCAUGGUGACUGUCUCCGAGAAAUGUUGGCUCAUUGUAUCAAGGCAACAGAUAAUUCACUGACUUGGGGAGAUCUGUGUAGGAGUCUUAGACAUGUCACAAUAGGACGCAGCGACGUGGCCGAUGAAAUUGAGGGAUUUGUCGUGUCAGAUGAGACACUGACACUUAACGAUUUAAACCAAGCUCACACUAAACUGUACGACUCUCGGAAUAGAUGGUUUGAGAUUGGACAAGCUCUACAUGUUGAUGAUGUCACACUAGAUAGCAUCAGAAAGCAGUGUGCUAAUGAUGACAGCACCUGUCUUCGUGAAAUGCUUGCUCACCGUUUGAAAUCAGGGCCUCCUCUAACCUGGAAGGAGUUACUUAAUACGGAAUCCAGUGUUUCAAGACGUUAUACCCAAGAAACACCCUCCUCUGCCAAGUGGGAGCUAGACUCACUAGAAAUGGAUAAAGCUUUCUCAAAGUUGGUGCUCCAACUUCAGCAGUCUUUGGAAACUCGAAUUGUUUUGAAGAAAUUCUGAAGUUGACGUCUUGUU
Halichondria panicea is the source of this 1127-nucleotide messenger RNA. RefSeq lists its product as uncharacterized. The coding region runs from base 132 to 1112 and encodes 326 amino acids. The transcript is spliced from 4 exons. Lineage: Eukaryota; Metazoa; Porifera; Demospongiae; Suberitida; Halichondriidae. The record is from RefSeq and is a predicted model, not a curated record.